This is a messenger RNA of Andrographis paniculata, 690 nucleotides long. RefSeq lists its product as uncharacterized. The coding region runs from base 202 to 501 and encodes 99 amino acids. The record is from RefSeq and is a predicted model, not a curated record. The transcript has 3 exons. NCBI's taxonomy places the organism in Eukaryota, Viridiplantae, Streptophyta, Magnoliopsida, Lamiales, Acanthaceae.
ACGACUUUUAACUUUUUGAGCUAAUGGAUCUCAGAGCCAGAGGGCGAAAAAAAUCUCGUUUGGCUUCUCUAGUCGCAGAGAGCGAAAACGGAUUAAUUGGAUUGAAUUGAAUUGAGCAGGAAGAGAAAAGAUAACCAGCUCGCGUCAGAAUGGCUACCGUUUCCAGCUUCCCGACAUCGCGGAAGGUGUAAAUCGGAAUUUAUGCUUCAAAUUUUCUGCAGAAAGAAGGACAAAGAGAGAGGAGGGCAAAAAAAUUUUCCUUACAAAGUUAUCGAAAUUACCCCUCCGCCGAAGAGCCUCGGCAUUCGUUGCUUUCCCCCGAACCUGCAGUGUGGGGAGAGUGUGACGAUCGAAGGGCGAGGGUAUACGAUAUCGGCGGUGACGCACCGGUAUCAGCUUCGGAGAGGGAAGUAUGAACCCAGUGAGCAAAGGCUUGAUGUCUUGUCCACUGGAAGAUACAUUCUCAACUUGUAUUUGGAGAAUUUGCUUCAACAAUCUUGAACCUCUAUGUAUGUAUGUAUGUAUGUAUGUACAUUUUUAUUUGUAUGUCUAUCGUGUGCCAUUUGGCUUUCUCACUAGAUUUUUAUUUUAAUUAAUGGAUUUUCAGUUACCAACUAAAUAAUUCUCCUGUCUAUUAAGAAACAAGUAAAUAUCUCAUCUCUUGGCGUGCAAGGAACAUUUUGUCCGCUA